AUGGCUUAUGGUUAUCCUGUGAUAGAAAAAUCGACUGCAGUUGAUGCAGCUAUGGCCACCAUUGGACAAAGAAACAAUAUUGGAGGUAAAUUUCUUCGUUAUAUACUUGGUAAGAAGUGACAAGACACCUGGUGAUGGCCAUUUGACAGUUUACAGACAACCCAAACACAUAUAUUUUGUGCCAUGACCUCAUGAUUAUGCACAGAGCUUAAUAAGUUAUUUCCCAUAUAUAUAGCAGUUUUUUUUAUUUAAAAUGUGAUAACUUAAACAAAAAUUAAUAGUCAAGUUUCUGCUUUUAUAGCAUGUACCGUCGCCCUAAAUACGAUCUGUGAACAAACGCUUCCAUUUUGAUGGGAUGAUGCAAACAAUUUCAGCGCACUGGAGAAACUAGCUUUAGCCACUUUUAAUAAGGUAAAAUCUUUUUACACAUUAAAAACGGCAUGUUUUGAAAUCUAACAGUACGAGGCAAUGUCAUAAAUUGUGAAAAAUUUGGUGCAGUUUAUCUGGCAAAUCACCGAUUUAAAUCAUGUACACCCUCAGAAAAAUCACAAAAAAAUUAAAAAAAAACAAAAUUAACAAAAAUUUUAAAAUCACAAAAACCAAUUUCUGAGGUUAGUUCUAAUUUACCCUUUUGUUUGUUCUGUCAAGAGUAGUAAAAGACAUAAAGGCCCUGUCACACUAUUGCGUAUCAUACUAGCGUAUGCCAGCAUAUGAAAAAUAUCACUCAUAUGCCAAGCGCGGUCGCAUACGGUGACAUACGCUGGCAUACGGCGAGGCAGAAAAUCUUUUUAAGAAUGGUCAAAAAUUUUGUGCAUAUUCGGAUAUAUUGUUUAUAUGAUAAGCAUACUCUAGGCACACACUGAAUACGCUGGAGGCAUGCCAGAUGUAUGCAACUCAUACGCUGGCAUUUCAAAGGAUUUUUGUGUGUAUGAAAAUGAUUUCAUUAAUUUUAAUAUGCUUCUCAUACGUUUCUCUCAUACGCAAUAGUGUGACAGGGCCUUGAAAGGGAAAAUUACCAUGGCAAAAAGUGCCAAAAAAGCAAAGAAUGACUAGGGAAAAACACCAAGAAAAUUUGAAGAAAUAGCUGAGUACUAUGGGGAGAAAGGGUUUUGAAAAAAAAUAUAAAAAAUCCAUGAAAAAUAAAAAAAUCACAAAACAAUCACGCGCAAAAUUUGCUCCUUGACUUUAUCAACAAGUGAUAUAUUCUUGUGCAUAAACGAAAUAGCAUAUAAUGUAUAAUAUCAACACAACAGUGAAUUGGACAAUGAUUACUUGGCUGGCAUGCAGUAAGCUUUUUUCAUUUCUAUUUCUCUUUAUGACUAUUUUUUCUAAUUAUUUUUAUAAUAUGAAGUAAAAAAAAGACAGGAAAAAAAAAUUCAAAAACAGUCUGAAGUUACAGCAGAACCCAGAACAGUACCGCUGAUAACAAUGAACCAACAGACUUUACCAAAAGGUGUGAGGAAUGAUGCUGAAAAGCUGUCCACCAAUUUGAUGGUUCCAUAUGGAGCCGUUAAUAUUAACCACAAUGUUUACUGUAAUCUUAUAUACGUAGCCUAUGGUUGAAAUAGGUGGAAAUGAUUUGAAACCAUUCAAAAUAUUUAAACAUUCCUAAAGUGUAUUAAGAUACUGAAUGGAAAAAAACUAUAUUAUAUUCCGUUCCCGGCGUAAGCCCGGGGUGAGGGUACUAAUUCCACCCAGGUAUUUACACCAGGGCAACCAAAAGCAUUAGCGAAGUCUAAAGUUCAUCAAUGAUCGCGGGCAUGGGUUACUGUGCCUGGUUCGGUGGGUGGUCAUCUCACUGAUCUCUAAAUAUGGCUGUUUGCCAGGAGUGAAGAGGAAAAAAAUAUAAAAAAUACACGUCAGAAAGCUUGGAAAAUCAUUUCACAUAACAAAUUGUAAAACGUUUUUACAACUUUUAAACGUAAACAUUUAAAAGAAUUGAUUUAAUAUGAGAAAUCCUAACUAAGUAUAGGGCAAGUUUGUUUCAAUUGUUUAUGUAUGACUUUGUAUUAAUAUAGACUUUGUUCUUGAUGUUCAAGUCUUUCCUAUGCAUUGUUUCCGAACAUUUCUCAGUUAAACUAACUUUUGUAGAAGUUCAUGAUAAAAAGGAAAGCAAAUUAUUUUCAUUAGCGUCCUGUCCAAAUUAAAUUUAUUUCAUUUCAAAGUGUGAGUAAUAAGUUGAAGCUCGAGUUGAAGAGUUUAUAAAUAUCAGCAAAAAGCAGUUCAUUUCAGUUCACAUUUAAAAAGUUUUACAUAGAGUUUCGUUUUGCAUUUACAUUAAAAUAAAGCCCAUAGAAACCAAAAUAUUAUACCUACUUUAUAUAUUUUUGAGAUUGAUGUUCUGUAUUAAGUGUUAAAAUUUCAUCUAUUUUUUGCAGGUUUGUACAAAAAAUUAAAAACACAAUUAUCGUGUUGCCAUUGACUAACAUGACCACUAAGCUGUAUAAUAACUUUGUUCAGUCAAUGAAGUGUCCGCAAAAACGUGGAGGAUUUUCAGGCAAAAUGACGCCAUUUCCAUGACUACUGGUCCCUAAAUUCAUGGUAAUUGCCACCGAACAAGGCUCAAAUAUGAGCCCACCACAGUUUUCACACACCCCUUCUGGUUUUUAUAAAAAUAUUUCUGCUUUUUGCAGUGAAUCACUGAAUCCUUGUUGUUUUGAUAUUUUUGACAUAUUUUUUCGACUGUUGACCAUUUGUUCAAAGAUGUGGCAGCCGUAUGUGUUAAUUCUCGUCCGUGGAGUGUGAAAGACAACAAACAACUAUUAAAACCUCGCGAAAUGUGUGCAAAAAUGAUACUUCAAGCUAGAGCAAACAGCCGUAACAGACUAUAUAAACAGGUAUUAAAAUAUUUUAAAUAUUGGGAAUAAAUGGUAGAAUGUACUCUAUUUUUUUAGACAAUAAUCCAAGAGUAUUUAUAAUGUGGUUGUAGAUGAACCUAUCAACUUUAAAAUAUAAUAAUUUCAUCCCUCAAUCCCAAGGAAUGGUUGUGCACUUGUGCAUGUAUAUGAAGACAUGAAACUAAUAAUGAUUUGCUAGUAUAUUAAAGAGGGAAUUAAGGUUUAGAUAUUUAGCCAAGGGUUUGUUAUGCAUUAGCUUGUGGUGAACAGGUGCAAGACAAAGCGCGGCUGAUCUGAGAAUGCAUGUUUUAUCCAGGAUUUACAAUUUGUGUUCUCUCUGAUAUAGUUUGUUGUAUGUAACUUAAAAAGGCCAUUAGCUUGUUUGCCUCCUCCUUUGAUCGAGUAUUGGGAGAAAAAUAUCAAGAUUUUCAGUGAGCAAACCAGGGGGGUGAAGUACAUCGUCGAAAGCUUAGGAUCACGGUUGGGACAGUGGUAGUUGCCAUGAAUCUAGGGACAGUCAUGGCAAUGGCAUCAGAUCUGCCAUGUUUUUGUGGACACUUUUUUAUCCCGAGCAGGUCCUCCAGUAAUAUAGUAUAGCUCAGUGAACAUGACGUGGCAACGUGAGCCUGUGUUCAGUAUUGGCAUAAUUACAAAUACUUCAUGUUGAAACAAUGUUUGGAAAAUAUAGGUGAGGGGUUGUUGCAUGCAUGUAUUUCUAGUUGUAUUAUAUACACAUAGAUUUACAAAAUUUCUGAAAAAAGGCUUUCUGAAAAAAGGUAUCAAUUUCCUGUGCGUAAUACAAAAUGACUAAUUAAAAAUGGAAAACUAUGCAGGGCUAUAUUAUCCGCAUUUUACAACAUUUCCCAAUGAAACUUCGGAAUAUUAAUAAUUUUUUGAUUUGUGAUGCUCUUUCAAGCUGUGAUGAAAUUUUUGUCUAGACUUGUCUAGAUAAAAAAUUUGUUCAUUAGGGAAUAGGUACAUUCUAACAAACAAAAUUCCAAGCAAUGCCAUAGUCAUAGAGGAACGAGCAAAUACAGGCAAGUAACAUUUUGAAACUGUAUCAUUAAAUCAUCUCUAAUACAAGUGUUGUUCGAGAAUAAUUUUGAUUCUUAAUUCGUUAAUAUUUCAUUACAUAUUUUAGGACCAUUUAAUGAAGAAUUAGAUCAAUUGAGUGGACCUUCGAGUAAUGAAAAAUCAUCCACAUUGCUUCUCAGUGGUGGGUACAAUAUAUAAUCACAUAAUUAUUUCAGUUAGUAUAAGAUACAUACAGAGCUGCAAAGUCUCACGGUUUACCUGCAAGUCGCCAGGUUUACACACCACUGACCUCCAGGUCUCAAUCCGUAUGUAUUUGUAAAAUGACACUUUUGACUCAGUCUUGUUAAAAAAAAAUAGUAGCGUGGCUAUUUGAGUAAACUUAGAUUUUGUGAUCUUGAAGUAAACGUAAUCUAAACAUGAAUUAUGUGUGUGUGUGCGAGCUUAUUUUUUAUUACACACACAUAUAUGGCAAUCUGGUUCCCCAAGCAUGCGCGGUCAACAAUAAUAUAAAGUCAACAAUAAUAUAAAGUCAACAAUUUAUACACAAUUUGAUUAAUAUUUUUCAGUAUUUAAUAUUGUCUGUGCUACUGUCUGGCUAUAUGAUCAGUAUGUAUUAAAUAACAUAGAUAUCACUAAUUGUGUACACAUUCUCUGGUUAAAAAGUUUUUAACCAGGAUUCAUAAUUAAUUCUGUACACAUUCUCUGGUUUCGCUUCCAACAAUUGUGAUAGAUACACUAUUAUCACAUAUAUCGCUGUCAGGGGGGGGGGGGGUUACAAACUACAAACUAAAGGCCCCAACAACCUCAAGGUUUUUAAUUAUCUGAACUUGGAAGCUCUGCACAUACAAUAUGAAUGCAUACAGCAUCUCCUUUUUUGUGCCUAAUCCAUUGGGCCAGUUUAGCUGUUAGUAAAAAAAUAUUAAAAAUACUCAACAACAAAAAUCACUCAUUCUGUACAUUCAUAUGUAUCAUAGAUAAUAACACUAAAUCAUUGUCUGCAAUUCCAGCAAGCAAAAUACCAAGCAAUGCCAUAGUCAUAGAGGAACAAACAAAUACAGGCAAGUAACAUUUUGAAACUGUAUCAUUCAAUCAGCUCCUGAUACAAGUGUUGUUCGAGAAUAAUUUUGAUUCUUAAUUCAUUAAUAUUAUAUUACAUAUUUUAGGACCAUUUAAUGAAGCAUUACACCAAUUGAGUGGACCUUCAAGUAGUGAAAAAUCGUCCAUGUUGCCAUUCAGUG
Messenger RNA from Paramuricea clavata, 5110 nucleotides. The record is from the annotation of a GenBank genome assembly. Lineage: Eukaryota; Metazoa; Cnidaria; Anthozoa; Malacalcyonacea; Plexauridae.